This is a messenger RNA of Myxozyma melibiosi, 745 nucleotides long. RefSeq lists its product as uncharacterized. NCBI's taxonomy places the organism in Eukaryota, Fungi, Ascomycota, Lipomycetes, Lipomycetales, Lipomycetaceae. Gene Ontology annotation, cellular component: mitochondrial matrix. Gene Ontology annotation, biological process: mitochondrial proton-transporting ATP synthase complex assembly. Bases 123 to 665 code for a protein of 180 amino acids. The transcript is spliced from 2 exons. The record is from RefSeq and is a predicted model, not a curated record.
ACUACAUUUGAUGUUUAUGCACUGAAAACGCGGGUUAGGGCAUGCUCAUUCGGGACAGCUAUCUCUUCUAAAGAUUCCGCAUCACCAAAAUAUUCAGAUAUCGAGAGAUUUGAAGAGACGAAAUGCCGGUGAAAACAUACAGAUCGCUUCUGAUCGAGCUUGGAGAAUGGAUGAACACUGCCCGUCAGCACAGUUCUCCGACAAUCUCGAACUUGCUGCAACAGACAAUGGAGAUGUCGCCUCCUCCGCCGCCGACGACGGGCAGUGCUUCUUCGACGACGGCGACUACAGCUCGCAAGGGCUGGUCGCAGGUGAACGACACAAAGAACGAGACUCUGGAUAAGUUGCAUGAGACACUGCGGGGUGUUAUGCGCGAGCAAUUCCGUAGUUUGGAGAGCAGCGCGGAGCAGGAUAAGCUGUCGCAAAAGGCUCGGGAUGCGAGCGAGAUCUUGCUCUACCUCCGCAGCCAACGCACGUAUAAGGCACUACUCGAUAAAUACAACCCGACCGCGACACUGGAAGACCACGAACGGAUAAGACUUACGGCGCGAAGAGUCGGUCUUGAAUUGCCAAAAGACAUUGAGGAGCGCUUCAAGACGGAGGAAGAAAGCACGCCGGAGGAGAACGAGGCAGAGGGAGCAGAGAAGACAGAGACGAAGAAAUGAUAAGCUAGAGUCUGAUAAUCAACUUGUACAUAUACAUCAAAUAGUUCAAAUAUAUACUGUGAAAGCAGUCUGAGACAGUA